AUGGCCUCUCACGACUCCCNNCCCUCCGACGACACCGGCAACGCUCAGAACGAGAAGAUCAAGUUCAGAUUCUGUCGCGAAUGUUCAAACAUGCUCUACCCGCGCGAGGACAAGGAGACAGACCAGCUCAUCUUCCAGUGCCGCAACUGCCAGUGGCCCACUGCUGUCGGUCCAACCUGCAUUUACCGCAACGAAGUCAUGGGCAACUUGAUCGAAACCGCUGGUGUCGUUACAGAUGUCGCCUCAGACCCAACAGUAUGCCACAGUUACGCGCGCAUCCACCUGAACUAUGCUCACUCUAUUGUAGNNCUACCCCGUGUUGAGAGAGACUGCAACAACCCACGAUGCGGCGGAAGAGAAGCCGUCUUCUUCCAGAGUCAAAUGCGUAACGCAGAGACAGGCAUGAAGCUCUUCUACGUUUGCUGCGAAUGCGGCAAAACUACCACCUAA
This is a messenger RNA of Aureobasidium musti, 450 nucleotides long. The record is from the annotation of a GenBank genome assembly. Lineage: Eukaryota; Fungi; Ascomycota; Dothideomycetes; Dothideales; Saccotheciaceae.